This is a messenger RNA of Pieris brassicae (large cabbage white), 2538 nucleotides long. RefSeq lists its product as uncharacterized. The transcript has 3 exons. The record is from RefSeq and is a predicted model, not a curated record. Bases 96 to 1559 code for a protein of 487 amino acids. Lineage: Eukaryota; Metazoa; Arthropoda; Insecta; Lepidoptera; Pieridae.
AAAGUUAUGCCUUCUACUUUGGAUUUUUAUUAGGUCUGUUGUCAUUUGACUCUAAAACUCCAAUUUCCUCUCACGACUGUGUGAAAGUUACUAAAAUGUCCAGCAAAUUUAUUAUAUUUUUAUUUACGACAAUAUUAUUUCUAGGGCAAAUACUCAAGACUAAAGGAGAUUCACAUUCAGCGGGAUAUGAAGAUCCUGAGGAUCACAACAAUUAUAACAAAGGCCAAAGGAAGACUAUUCAUUCAUUAAGAGGCCAUUACAAAGAAGAAAUACAUAGACUCUUGAAAUGUGGUAGCAUUGAUAAAAAGGAAAAACACAUUCACGUAUCCGAUAAAAGUCCACAAACAGAAGUUAAUGUGGCAACGACAAGAAUUGAAAAUUCAAGCACCAACGAAAUCCUUACAACAACAGAAAACCUAAGGGAAGGUCCAAGAACAACUGCAAACGCAGUAGAAACUGAAGAAUCAAAGACCGAUAAAAAAUCAAUUAAUGAAACAAAAGAAACAACUAUAACACCAGACAAUUUUGUAACACGUCUCUUACCAGUUUCUGAAAAACUAGGAGUAAUAAAUGAUACCAGUGUAAAUGAUAUUACGACGCCACACCUAAAUACGGAAUAUUUAACAGAUACUACGUUACAUUUACGACGUGCACUUGACGAAGAAGAUCCUAUUAAUAAUAUCGAUAGUGAAACAAGCAGCCAUUCUUCUGAACAAAAUAACCAUGACACCAUCCUUGACAGCACGCAAAAGAAUUUUGUAUUCGAAUCACUAGUAAUAAAAAACGAACCCGAUGGAGAAAUUUCAAAUAGAAAGCACCAGUUCUUGGAUCAAAGCAAGGAUGCCAAUUUCAAUAAUGAAGAAACUAAUGAUAUUAGAAUGCCUUCAAACUUGAAUGAAGAAAAAUUCCCAAUAAACUAUUACAAUCCUUUUACGGGUCCACCGCCGAUGAAAUACGCGUUACCGAUAUACCCAAAUGUAUUAAAAGUACAGGGUAAUAAUUUAAACCAAUCCAAUUCUAUAUCCAAUGACCAAAUUGAGAAGUCAUUAAUAGUAGAUGGUAAAAGUUCAAACUCGAGUGAAUACAAAGCCUUUAACAGAAUAGCAGAAUUUAAUGAGUCUGAUAUAGAUUUUCUACUAAAUGACUCACAUAUUACCGCUGAAGAUUUAAACAGAAUAGCAAGUAAUCCAUCUAAAGGUUUUGGUGUUUCAGAAAUGGAUAAAUCGAAUUUGAUGUUGAUUGAACAUCCCCGCGUCUGUUUUGCUUGUAGCAGCACCAACAAUCCAACAUGCUGGUUACCAGAUAUGAGCACACCAGCGAAAUACUGCCGCGGAGGCCACAACGCUUGUGUGACGAAAACUUACAAACACAGAGGUUACGCAUUCGUCGUUCGUGACUGCGCUGCCUCUUGUGUAAACAGGGAUUUACCAGACAACGGCUUAUAUUACAGGUCAUGCACAAUUUGCCACUCCGAUCUAUGCAAUGGCGCUAACUUUACUUCAUUUUCUUUGAAAACAAUUAUCUUACUUCUAAUUACAAUUUGGUUUAAGUAUACAUAGUUUUGAAUGUAGUAGUCUGGUUUCUUUAUUAAAAAUAGGUAUUUUUUAUAAAUAAUGAGCUGCAAAAUGUGCAUUCUGUAAUAAAAUCUAACCAAAAAUAUCCAUGUAAUAUUGAAACCGGAAAUGUUAUGUUUUUCAAUAAUCAUAAAUAGCUCUUCUUUGCAAACUAGCGAACUGUUUACUCGGCUCCCAGGAGGUCUCCGCUUGGAGAUACCACCUCCAAAUAUUAAAAAGAGUGCUUACUCCUUCCUCAAAGGCCGGCAACUAUCGGCUGUAGUGACUGCUUUUUAUCUUAUAAACAAAACAAUAAUAAAAGAUGAGUGUUUUAGAUUCGUUUGCUGUAUUUAUUUGUUUGCCUGCUUUAAUUUGUUAGGUUCAUUUUUAUAUUAUGAUAACGUCUGUUGUACUAUUAUUUAUUAUAUUAUUUCAUCCAAUUCGUAUCUUAACAGUAACUAACAAGUGAAGUAGGUUCUUUUUUGGCACUGUGAUGUUUCGUUUUAAAUUAAGCAAUGGUUUCUAUUAUAUUUUUCAAUAAAUACAUUAAACCAAAUUGAUUAUUUAAAUUGAAUUCUGUAAUAACAUUUCCACCAAUUAUAACGCCUUGCACAAUGUGAAAUAUGACCUCAUAAACCAAUAGCGUUAUUCUAUUCUUGUAGAUUGAAUUUAAAAAUAUACUAGACAUGCUCGCAGAUGAAUUUGUAUUUACAGAAUUAAAAGUUUUUGACGUACUCUACAUUUCUGAGGGUCGUGUUAAUGGUGUUGCAACUUCCUCCACUUUCCCUGUCUUUGGCAAGCGCCUUCCCUCUGCGCCUGUGUGACGGUAAGACCUGUAAGAGCCUUUACUUGAUCAGUCCAUCGAGUAGGAGUUCGGCCUCGAGAUCUAAUACCCUACACUUUGCCAGUCACGAUGAAUUUAGGUUUUGUAUGGCAUAAAUAAACAAUUUUGAGUUUUGUAUUUAAAUAAAACUACAUAGGUAUA